Molecule: messenger RNA, 1016 nt
Organism: Brassica oleracea var. oleracea
Lineage: Eukaryota; Viridiplantae; Streptophyta; Magnoliopsida; Brassicales; Brassicaceae
Product: plasma membrane-associated cation-binding protein 1
Exons: 5
Coding region: 91-918 (275 amino acids)
Cellular component (GO): plasma membrane
Source: RefSeq, a predicted model, not a curated record
CUAUAAUAGGAAGAGGGUUUCUUAAAGACCAGAGAAACACAAAUUAAACAGUUGGAGAAUCAAGAAGAACAAUAACUCAUCAUCUCAAAUAUGGGUUACUGGAAAUCAAGGGUUGUUCCAACAAUGAAGAAAUUAUUCGAGAGAAUCCCAACAAAGAAGGCUCUUGUUGUUGAGGCUAGCAAGUCCUUAACCUUCGAUGAUUCUAAGGAAGCAAUCAACAAGGAGAUCGAGGAGAAAAGGACAGAACUGGAACCCAAGGUCGUGGAAAUCUACGAAGCAACGUCUGCUGAACUAAAGGCUUUGGUGAAGGAGCCUAAGGAGGAUGGUUUAAUGAAACAUUCGGCCGAGGUGCACAAAUUCCUCGAGGCACUUGUCGAAAUUGGGUUCCCUGGCUCAAAGGCUGCAUGUGAAGUUUCAUCUACUAGCUCCGGACCAGUAACGUUCAUAUUUGAGAAAGUAUGUUUGUUUCUUCCGGGCGAUAAGUCACGGGAGGUGGAUAUUGUGGAGGAAGUCGUGAAAACUGAAGAACCGGCCAAAGAAGAGGAAGUUAUAAGCGGUGAUAAAGAGAUAGAAAUAGUUGAAGAGAAGAAAGAAGAGGUUCAACCGGCACCGGUUCCUGCCCCAGCGGCUGCGGAGGUGAAGAAGACAGCCGUGGAAGAGGAGAAGAAGGUGACUGUGGAAGAGAAGAAGCCAGCCGUUGAAGAGGAGAAGAAGGCGGCUGCGGAAGAUAAGAAGCCAGUGGAGGAGGUGAAAAAAGAAGUUAUUGCUGCAGCGCCAGUGGCUGAAACUCCAUCGACCAAGGCCUCAGAAACUCUGGUGGCUGAAACUCCGGCCAAGGCUCCUGAAGCUCCGGCGAAGGCUCCAGAAGUUCCGGCCAAGGCUCUAGAAACGCCGGCGGCUGAGCCACAAAAAGCUUGAAUUUUUCCAUAAUACAUUUCUUUAAGAAAAUAUUGAUUUGUCUUUUUUUACAAAGAAAAAAUCUUCGCCUUUACUUGAAUACUCUAAUAUUGAUUGUC